AUGGAGCCUUGGAAGCAGUGUGCAAACUGGCUCAUCCAGUGCCGGGUGUUGCCGGUCAAUCACCGGGUGACUUGGGACGAGGCGCAGGUGUUCGACCUGGCCCAGACCCUUCGCGAUGGGGUCCUCCUUUGCCAGCUGCUCAACAACUUGCGCCCUCACGCCCUCAAUCUCAAGGAGAUCAACCUGAGACCUCAGAUGUCCCAGUUUCUGUGCUUGAAGAAUAUAAGAACAUUCCUUUCUGCCUGCUGUGAAAUAUUUGGCAUGAAGAAGAGCGAACUCUUUGAAGCAUUUGACUUGUUUGAUGUUCGUGAUUUUGGAAAGGUUAUAGAAACUUUAUCCAAACUUUCUCGCACCCCUAUUGCUUUAGGCACUGGAAUAAGGCCCUUUCCUACGGAAGAGAGUGUUAAUGAUGAAGACAUAUACAAAGGCCUUCCAGAUUUAAUAGAUGAAACGAGAGUGAAUGAAGAUGAAGACCUUUAUGAUUGCGUUUAUGGGGAAGAUGAAGGAGGUGAAGUGUAUGAAGACCUAAUGAAAGCUGAAGCAGCACAUCAGCUUAAAUGUCCUGAGAAUGACAUAAGAACUUGCUGUCUUUCGGAAAUAAAACAGACUGAAGAGAAAUACACCGAAACACUGGAAUCAAUCGAAAAGUUUUUUAUGGUGCCAUUGAAAAGAUUUCUGACGCCAUCAGAAUUUGAAACAGUAUUCAUCAACAUUCCUGAUUUGGUGAAAAUCCACAGAACUUUAACGCAAGAUAUUCAUGAAUCCAUUGUAAGCAAAAGUGACCAGAAUUUGUAUAAAAUUUUUAUUAGCUACAAGGAAAGAUUGGUGAUUUAUGGGCAGUAUUGCAGUCAAGUAGAGACGGCUAUUUCCUGUUUGGAUAUUAUUUCCAAGACAAAGGAAGAUGUUAAGCUGAAAUUGGAGGAAUGUUCCAAAAGAGCUAAUAAUGGGAAAUUUACUCUGCGGGAUCUCCUUGUAGUUCCAAUGCAACGAGUUCUGAAGUAUCAUCUGCUGCUUCAGGAGCUGGUAAAACACACUAAUGACAUAACUGAGAAGGCAAAUCUAAAGUUGGCCCUUGACGCAAUGAAGGAUUUGGCACAAUAUGUAAAUGAAGUGAAGCGAGAUAAUGAAACCCUCCGUGAAAUUAAGCAAUUUCAAUCAUCAAUAGAAAAUUUGAACCAAUCCCUUUUACUCUAUGGAAGACCACAAGGUGAUGGUGAAAUAAAGAUAACGACUCUGGACAAACGAGCAAGACAAGAUAGGCAUAUCUUUUUAUUUGACUUGGCUGUAAUAGUAUGUAAACGGAGAGGUGAUAAUUAUGAAAUGAAGGAUAUAAUUGAUCUUCAGGAAUACAAAAUAAGCAAUAACCCUACCACUGACAAGGAGAAUAAAAAGUGGUCUUACGGCUUCUACCUCAUACACACACAAGGACAAAACGGCUUAGAACUGUACUGCAAAACCAAAGAUUUGAAGAAGAAAUGGCUCGAGCAGUUUGAAAUGGCCCUGUCAAACAUAAGGCCCCAGUUUGCAGAAACAAAUACACAUGACUUUAAAAUGUAUACCUUCACUCGUGUAACAUCUUGCAAAGUCUGUCAGAUGCUUUUGAGGGGAACUUUUUAUCAAGGCUACUUAUGUUCAAAGUGUGGGGCUGGAGUCCACAAAGAAUGUUUGGGAAGACUCGACAACUGCAGAGUUAAUUUAGUUGAACAUGGAACUCUGAAACAAGAGAAAAGACUGAAUGGACUUCGAAAGAGUUCCAGGCAUAUGGACUCAGGUUUACCAAAAAUGCAAGUGAUUAAAAACUAUACUGGGAUUCCCCAGCCAGUUCCACCCGAUGGUCCUCCAUUAUUCAUCCAGAUUGGAGACAUCAUUGAACUCAUCAAAGGAGAUGCACACAGCUUAUUUUGGCAGGGUAGAAAUUUAAUGACCCAGGAGCUUGGUUUCUUUCCAAGUGAUGCAGUAAAACCUUGCCCAUGUGUCCCUAAACCAGUAGACUAUUCUUCUCAGCCAUGGUAUGCCGGAAAAAUGGAAAGAUUACAAGCAGAAGCAGAACUUAUUAACCGGGUAAACAGCACUUACUUAGUGCGGUAUAGGACUAAAGAAUCAGGAGAAUAUGCCAUUAGCAUUAAGUACAAUAAUGAAGUGAAGCACAUCAAGAUUUUCACAAGAGAAAGCUUUUUUCACAUUGCAGAAAAUAGGAAAUUUAGAAGUUUAAUGGAACUUGUGGAAUAUUACAAACACCAGUCUCUCAAAGAAGGCUUCCGAAGUUUGGAUACGACUCUUCAGUACCCGUACAAGGAAUGUGAAAAUACACAGGAUCAAAGGAGCCACCGGGCAAGCAGCAAUUUGCUGAGUCCCAAGGUCCUCGGGAUAGCCAUCGCUCGCUAUGAUUUCUGUGCAAGAGACAUGCGUGAAUUAUCCCUGCUCAAAGGAGAUGUGGUCAAAAUUUACACAAAAAUUAGCGCCAAUGGCUGGUGGAGAGGUGAAGUCAAUGGAAGGGUGGGCUGGUUUCCAUCGACCUAUGUAGAAGAGGACGAAUGACUGGCAGAUGCAGUUGGUACUAUCAAUCAUAAAUUUCAGGGACUAUGAAAGCACCAUUGAACUGUCUGCAGAGCAUUAUUCAUCCUGCUAAGUAUUUGAAAUGCAGCUCUCUUCUGUCUAUUGAAACUUUCCAGGCCCCAACGCUGGAAUUCCUGAAGACGUUUGUGCUGACAGCUUGAAUAUCUCACUCAGAGAGGUGCAGAGAAGCUGCCUCACAGCUUCCCACCACUGGGGACCAGUCCCAAACUCUAAACCUCACCUUCCUGGGAAAAAAAAAAGAAAAUCAUUUCAAAACAGACUUCUUUUAAAAACACUUCAUUUCAUUCCAUCUACAGUGAAUGCUAAGUAUGGCUAGCAGUUUAUGAGCUCUACCUUUCUGUGAAGUGAGAUCUCUGAUGACAGUUAUCACUUAUGACUUCUUCUAGAGGGAAAUGUUUGAGCAUUCCGGUAAUCAUGUGGUCAAUAUUAUUUCUUCUGAAAUAUCUUACAGCACUAAUUAACUUUGCCAAUAACCGCACACUUCACCAGUUCUGCAAUCUCUCAAUACACUUUUUUGGGGAUGAAGCAUAAAUUCAAUAUGAUUUGCAUGUCAUUUAGUGGAAUGGAGAUGUGUGUGUGGGAGGUGGGGGAGAAAGAAUACAAGCAAAUUUAGUGUUUAAAUCCAGGGAUAUUUUAACUGGCUUAUCGGAGUCUUUUAUUACAAUAUUUUAUGGAACCAAGUUUUUAAAAAAGCGGUUGUGACUUAUACAAUUAUAUUUGAAAAAGGAAUUAACAGAAAAAGCUGCCUAAUAUAAGAUAUUCCAUACAAAACUUUACAUUUUAAUACACAAGCCCAUGUGAUAUGCUAAAAAUCUGUAUAUUUAAGAGAAUUUCUACAAUUUUAUAGAGAAAAGCUUUGGAAACAGUCUGAUUGUAUGUCUUGGCCAUUAUUAAAAAUUCUACUAAUGUUCAGGGUAGCUAUGAUUGUCGAUCAAUAGGAUCAGUGAUCUUGCAAAGGCAUUGUGGGUCCUUGAGAUGAUUGUAUUACAUAGAAAACAAGUAAUUCAGGUGAAUAAUACUUUGUCCUAUGCUCCAUUCUGUAGCUGAGCUGAAUGAUUUCAUAAAAAUGUAACCCUUUUCUCCCUGUCUUUGGGUUUCAAAGUUUGGCUAAGUUGAAAGCCAUUGCCACAAAUAAUACUUCAUCUGAGAUUUCCAUUGUUUUAAGCUUUAGGGAUAAAUUAAGAAGGUCACUAUAGUUUUCAAAAACAGAAUCUUCAAGGGUAAUAUUUAUGUCCCAGCCCAUAGUUUUGAAACACACACACACGGUAUUCUUAAAAUAGAUUGAGCAGUAGUAGCUUAAUAUCUCAAGCAGAAAAUACCCAAGCAGCUCAUAAAAGCUUGCAAAAUACUGGGGUGCAGUUCAUACAGUGACUUUGGAACUUGUGAAGACUCAAAUUCGUACGUAGGUGAUCUUCAUAUUUUCCAGGGAAACUCCUUCCGAAGUUGGUGUGUGCUUUAUAAAAGGUAGCCCAAUUGGAUAGAACUUCAAUCAGAAAUGUAAAUCAAGAAACCUUUUAUCUUCUGUUGAUUCACAAAAGAGCCUUUGGAUUGAUUUUGGAUCCGAUAUAAUCAAUAGACACUGCCUGACUUUCCCAGAUCCUGAGGUUUGUCUUAAUGUUAAAUGAACCAGUUAUUCAAUUAUACAUAACCUGUAAAAUUUUUGUUCCACUCUGCGUGUAUGGAGUGUUUAAAUAAUCGGAUGAUUACGCAGGUUUGAUUCUUCCUUCCUUCACACUUGCUUCUAAUGGAAAGGUUGCCUAUUGCUAAUUGAGCAAUUGCAAAGACAUGUACGGUAGCACUUAUAAACUAAUCCACUUCCAUCAUCAAAAAAUGAUACGUUAAUAAUGCUAAAGAGGAAGAGGAAGAUGCACAGGUUAGAAACGGUCUCAACUUCUCUGGACUUCUAUCUUCAUAAUUUAAUGCUAGCAGGUAAAGCUUUUGGUCUUGAGAAAAAAAUUCAAAAUUAUUUAUUGGAGACAUUAUUUUGUUGGAACCCAUGACAACCUUUAUAUCCAGUUCUGGGAUUGUAUGUAAUAAAAUGUCCUGUGCUGAAAUGUUAGUUAGAAUAUGUCCUUGAUACUUUUCGGUCUAGUGGACUGAUCCUUAAGUAAGCAAAACUGAUGAUCAGGAGAUUUGCCUCUUUUUAAUGGAGAAAAGUUUGGUCUUUCGUUUGCAUCGUGAUAUUCCAUCAUUGCUUAUAUGUCUUGCAAGGAAGAAUCAAGUUAAUGUAAAAAAAAUAUAUAUAUGGAGAAAUGGGUUGUUUGACCAAAACAUUUUGAAGGGUAGUUUAAAAGCUACAAAGUUGGUGUUUGGUAAUAUUUUGCAACUCAGGUGGAACUUGAAUACCAUAUCUAAACAAUUUCUCACAAAGCGUCUGCAUUUACCUCUGUAAACACCACACACAAACACAAUCACACACACACGUGGGGGGGGGGAGAUUUUUUGUGGCAGAUAAAGGGCAGGCAGCAAUUUAACCUCACUUGCUUGUCCCUUGGUGUCACAAUUCCCCAUUUCUUCAGCUUUUCUUUCUUCUUUGUGCUGUGACCCAGGGAAGGGGGUGGGUGGGUUGUCUUUUGCUGCUUGAAAUAUUUUGAUUGGGUUUGGCUGAUCAAGUGCGAAUCCCUCUGCAUACAUUAACCUUCUCAUUUUCAGGAAGGGACUGGAGAAUCCAGUCACUGAGGAGCUCCUCCAUAAGUGCACAAAGUUUUAGGUCAGGACUCUGCUCUUUCUUGUCUUCAUUAAAUGCCCUGUGUUGAGUAAGUGAAAUGCUGCAUCAUUGCUAUAUUUCAAACACCAAAGAUUUAGUAGGCUGGAGCCUUGCUGCCUCUUUAUUUCGCUGCAAUGCCUAUUUAUUUUCCCUGUGUCAGACCUUGCUCUCAUGCAGUGAGCUGGGGCAGUACUUUAAUUUGUAAUGUUAUGUAAAUAUGUGAAUAUAUUAAUAAACUGGUUAAUUACUUGUUUAAUGAC
Ahaetulla prasina is the source of this 5544-nucleotide messenger RNA. RefSeq names its product vav guanine nucleotide exchange factor 3 (gene VAV3). The coding region runs from base 1 to 2538 and encodes 845 amino acids. Gene Ontology annotation, biological process: intracellular signal transduction; cell migration; regulation of GTPase activity. Gene Ontology annotation, molecular function: guanyl-nucleotide exchange factor activity; protein binding. The record is from RefSeq and is a predicted model, not a curated record. Gene Ontology annotation, cellular component: plasma membrane; cytoplasm. Lineage: Eukaryota; Metazoa; Chordata; Lepidosauria; Squamata; Colubridae. The transcript has 27 exons.